GAAUCAAAUAAUCACUUUAAUAGUAAUUUUUGCACGAGGAGGCAUUAUCGCUUUCCAUUGAUCACGUCAAUAAUCGAGUCAAUGAUUUAUUCACAAACUUAUUACGUUAUACUAUGUUUUAUUCUUCAUCUAUUACUGAUUCAACCAAACGGAGUUUUAGGUGGACAUCACGAGAAACGAUUACUUCAUGAUUUAUUGGAUCAUUACAACGUGUUAGAAAGACCUGUCGUUAACGAAUCCGAUCCAUUACAGCUCAGUUUUGGGCUUACGUUAAUGCAAAUAAUCGAUGUGGAUGAAAAAAAUCAAUUAUUAAUUACCAACAUUUGGUUGAAAUUGGAAUGGAACGACAUGAAUUUACGAUGGAACACAUCAGAGUAUGGAGGUGUCCGAGAUUUACGUAUACCUCCGCAUCGAUUAUGGAAACCAGAUGUACUUAUGUAUAACAGCGCGGACGAAGGGUUUGAUGGAACGUAUCCAACAAAUGUAGUUGUAAGAAACAAUGGCAGCUGUAUGUAUGUACCACCUGGGAUAUUCAAAAGUACGUGUAAAAUUGAUAUUACGUGGUUUCCAUUUGAUGAUCAACGGUGCGAAAUGAAAUUUGGUAGCUGGACAUACGAUGGAUUCCAACUGGAUUUGCAGUUACAAGAUGAUGCCGGAGGUGAUAUUAGUAGUUUCAUAACAAACGGUGAAUGGGAUUUGAUAGGUGUGCCGGGUAAACGAAAUGAAAUCUAUUACAAUUGUUGCCCCGAGCCAUAUAUUGACAUAACAUUUGUAAUUAUAAUACGUAGAAAAACAUUAUAUUAUUUUUUUAAUUUAAUUGUACCAUGUGUUUUGAUUGCAUCAAUGGCCGUACUUGGUUUUACACUGCCUCCAGACUCUGGUGAAAAAUUAUCACUAGGAGUUACUAUUCUCUUAUCGUUAACUGUAUUUUUAAAUAUGGUUGCUGAGACAAUGCCAGCGACUUCAGAUGCUGUACCACUUUUGGGAACUUAUUUCAACUGUAUAAUGUUCAUGGUCGCAUCUUCCGUAGUUUCCACGAUAUUAAUAUUGAAUUAUCAUCAUAGAAACGCCGAUACUCAUGUGAUGGGUCCAUGGACCAAGAAAAUAUUUCUAAUAUACCUGCCAUGGUGUUUGCGAAUGACCCGACCGCAUAGAGGAUUGCCAUUGAAUCCAUUUAAAGCAAAUGUUAGUGGAGGAACUGGAAGUUCUGGUGGGAGUGGAUCAUUGCCGCCGUCAGUAAUCCCAGAUCGAAAACAAAUGCAUUUACAAGAUGUAGAAUUAAGGGAUCGUUCGUCAAAAAGUCUAUUAGCCAAUGUAUUAGAUAUUGAUGACGAUUUUAGGCAUAACCAUAGAGUUAGUGGAAGCGGUAUGGGCAAUGUACCGGCAGCACCUCCUACCACAUUUUUCAGAACGGUCUAUAGACAUAAUGAGGACAACGGGAAUGGAGCACGAUUGCACGAUUCGUUAUUAACAGCGAAUCAUGCACAUGCGUGCAUGAGCAGUGGUGACUACGAGUUGACACUGAUCUUAAAGGAGAUUAGAUUCAUCACCGAUCAACUUCGAAAAGAGGACGAGACCUCGGACAUCACUAAAGACUGGAAGUUUGCUGCAAUGGUAGUGGACAGAUUGUGCCUUAUAAUAUUUACUUUGUUUACAAUUAUUGCAACAUUAGCUGUUCUUUUCUCAGCCCCACAUAUAAUUGUCUCGUAGCGAUUAAAAUCGCUCAAAACGAUCGCUCUAAAAUAUUAUAAUCAAAUACUACUAAUGUAUCAAACUAAUAAACAAAUUUCACGAUCAGAGCUCAUACUCGACUACUCGGAAAU
This is a messenger RNA of Chrysoperla carnea, 1823 nucleotides long. It is a transcript of the gene nAChRalpha7, whose product is annotated as neuronal acetylcholine receptor subunit alpha-7. Gene Ontology annotation, biological process: chemical synaptic transmission; monoatomic ion transmembrane transport; signal transduction. The record is from RefSeq and is a predicted model, not a curated record. Gene Ontology annotation, cellular component: neuron projection; synapse; postsynaptic membrane. The transcript is spliced from 11 exons. Bases 82 to 1710 code for a protein of 542 amino acids. NCBI's taxonomy places the organism in Eukaryota, Metazoa, Arthropoda, Insecta, Neuroptera, Chrysopidae. Gene Ontology annotation, molecular function: transmembrane signaling receptor activity; acetylcholine-gated monoatomic cation-selective channel activity.